AUGAACUGUAGUGAUACUGUUGGCUAUACAAUUGAUGCGUUGCAACUUUCGGAUGGUCGAUCAAAACGAAAAAAAGUUCAAAUCAAAAAAGAGGAGGUGGAAGUUGGCGCAGAUUUCCAGGAUCGUUAUCUGUGUAAUCAAUGCGGUAAAUCAUAUGCAACUAGUUCAAACUUAUCACGGCAUAAACAAACUCAUCGGUCACUGGACAGUCCACAUGCCAAAAAAUGUCCACACUGUGAUCGGGUUUACGUUAGUAUGCCGGCUUUAAGUAUGCAUUUGCUGACACAUAAAGCGAUUCAUAAGUGUUCGAUAUGCGGAAAGAACUUCUCUCGGCCUUGGCUUCUGCAGGGCCAUAUGCGAGCGCAUACCGGCCAAAAACCAUUUGGUUGUGCGCACUGCGGGAAGGCCUUUGCGGAUCGUAGCAAUCUGAGGGCUCACAUGCACACACAUUCUGGUAUUAAACGGUAUGGUUGCAAUGGAUGUGGAAAAUUGUUUGCAUUGAAAAGUUAUUUGAACAAACAUAUUGAAUUGGUAUGUCCCGUAAAACGCGCGCAACGACUGCAAACAGAGACAACGAUCGGUAAACUGAACUGCGAGAAUGUUGAGGUGCAAAAUUAUGAGACAUAA
Molecule: messenger RNA, 627 nt
Organism: Enterobius vermicularis (human pinworm)
Lineage: Eukaryota; Metazoa; Nematoda; Chromadorea; Rhabditida; Oxyuridae
Source: the annotation of a GenBank genome assembly